Molecule: messenger RNA, 1377 nt
Organism: Aspergillus thermomutatus
Lineage: Eukaryota; Fungi; Ascomycota; Eurotiomycetes; Eurotiales; Aspergillaceae
Product: UPF0075 family protein
Exons: 2
Coding region: 1-1377 (458 amino acids)
Biological process (GO): peptidoglycan turnover; amino sugar metabolic process
Molecular function (GO): phosphotransferase activity, alcohol group as acceptor; ATP binding
Source: RefSeq, a predicted model, not a curated record
AUGGUCACUUCAGUGGAAUUUUCUGAGCCCAAUGGCGCUGCUCACGUCAACGGCCCUCACCGUUGUGUCGCCGAUGGUACCCUCGACAUCACAGUCAUGGGAAUGAACAGCGGUACGGCCAUGGACGGCAUUGACUGCGCCCUUGUUCGUUAUCGCCAGGCUUCUCCUGAAGCUCCUUUGCACAUGGAGAUCCUCAAGUACGACGAGAUCUCCAUCCCUCAGUACAUCAAAAAGCCCGUCCUCACCAUGCUCCGCGAAACGAAAACCACUCCCUCCCUCAUGUCCCAGCUGAACGUCCAGCUCGGUACCAUGUUCGGCGAGACCGUCAAGCUCUUCUGUGAGAAGCACAACGUCCCCAUUAACAGCAUCGACCUCAUCGGCUCCCACGGUCAGACUAUCUGGCUUCUCUCCAUGCCCGAGGAGGGCGAGACCCGCUCCGCCUUCUGCCUUGGCGAGGGAACGGUCAUCAGCGGCUUGACCGGCAUCACUACAGUCACCGACUUCCGCAUGGCUGAACAGGCGGUCGGCCGCCAGGGUGCACCUCUUGUCGCUUUGAUCGAUGGUCUCCUUCUUCACCACCCCACCGAAUGGCGCAUCUGCCAGAAUAUCGGCGGUAUCGCUAACCUCUGCGUCAUUCCACCCGACAGCGAGGGUGGCGUCGACGCCAUGGUCGACUGGGACUGCGGCCCGGGCAACAUGUUCAUCGACGCCGCGAUGCGCUACUUCACCAACGGCGAGAUGGAGUAUGACCGCGAUGGCGAGUGGGGUGCGCAGGGUACUGUCAACCAGGCAGUCGUCGACAAGUUCCUCGACAACAAUAAGUACUGCAACCACCUGCCUCCCAAGACGACAGGUCGUGAGACAUUCGGCGACAACGAGGCCCAGGAGAUCAUCGACGAGUGCUUGGCUCUGGGCAUGAGCAAGUACGACACCGUCGCCACCAUCACCCGCAUCACCGCCCAGAACAUCGUCAAGCAGUACCGCACUUUCUUCCCCAACUUCAACAUCGAUAUCGACAAGAUAGCCGCUGUCUACAUGUGCGGUGGCGGUGCCCGCAACCCCAACAUCAUCAACUACCUCAAGGGGCAGCUGCCCCGCUUGGAGAUUCUCAAGCUCGAUGAGACGGGUGUUCCUUCUGAUGCCAAGGAGGCUGUCUCGUUCGCUCAGCAGGCUCUUGAGGCUAUUCUCGGCCGUGCCGCUCUGGUUCCCAUUAACAGUGACACGUUGACGCCCAACACCAUCUCGGGUAAGAUUGCGCCGGGAUUGCGGUGGAGAGAGGUUAUGGCGAUGGCCGUGGAAUUCGGAAAGGGUCGAGCUCGGUUGCCGACGGUCAAGGAGAUGGUUAUUGACCGGCCCUACACCUACGGGAAGCCUUAG